CACUCCACGUGGUACCGAGAACCAGCUGAAGGCACUGAAAAGGCUAUAGGCCCUGACAACAUUUCAGCAAUAAUACUGAAGUUGUCUGCUCUCGAACUUGCUGUGUCCCUAGCCAAGCUAUUCCAGUACAGCUAUAACAUUGGCAUCUACCCGCCAAUGUGGAAACUUGCCCAGGUUUCAUUAUUUUGAGAGAGAGAAAGAAACCAGGUUCUAGUAUAAGCAAGAAACAAAACUGUUGGCCAUGGUAACACUCGUCCAAACUCUUAUGGAUCAUACUGAUGAUGUUAAUUGCUGUGCUUUCUCUUCCACUUACCUGGCUUCCUGUUCAUUGGACAAAACAAUACGCCUUUAUUUAUUGAAGGAUUUCUCUGAGCUCCCUUUCUCGCCACUAAAAGGCCAUAGCUAUGGUGUACAUUCCUGUUGCUUUAGCUCUUGUGGGAAGUUUCUAGCUUCAAGUUCAACUGAUGGGAUGACUAUUCUUUGGAAUCCCCAGUCUGGGGAGAAGUUGGCAACAUUGAAACAGCCCAGUGAAAGUCCAGUAAGGGUUUGCAAAUUCUCUCAUGAUUCCAAUUAUUUGAUAUCUGGUGCAGCUGAUGGUACUGUGGCAUUAUGGAAUGUUCGCUUGAAGAAACUUCGCAGGACAGGCGCUGUUGAGGAUGGAUCAGUAAUUGCCUGUGACUUUUCUCCUGAUGGUAACUACUUUGUAACUGGCUCAACAUCCGGAGAGCUGACUGUUUGGGAUUGCCAAAUGAAGUGCCGCCUUAAUGUGAAAACAGCUCAUGAUCUGGGAGUCACCUGCUGUGAGUUUUCACCUCAGCCAAUCAGUGGUGACAUGGAUAAUUCAGGAUCACAGUGCUUUCUGAUGGCUUCUUGUGGACAGGACAACAAAAUAAACUUUUGGGUUAUGUCUCAAGAAGGUGCAGCAGGCUGUGAACUUAGAAUGAGAUGUUCGUUAAACCGUCACACGGCACCUGUUUUGGCAUGUUGCUUUUCACCAGAUGGGCAGAUCUUAGUCUCCGGGUCUGUUGACAAGUCUAUAAUAAUUUGGAAUUCGAGCAGUGGAGCACCACUUUACAGAUUGACACAGCAUGAAAGGUAUGUGACAGCUUGUGCAUUUGCACGCAAUGCCCCCUUAAUUGCAACUGGCUCAAUGGAUAAAACUGUGAAUAUUUGGAAAUUUGGAUCAGGAAACAGUUCUGAUAAUGAUUUGAAUGGGAAGUUUAAAUGCUCUGUUCAGCACUGGUCAGAAGAUGAGGUGUGUUCUUGGCUUUCAGCAGAAGAGCUGCAGGAAUUAGUAGCUGUUUUCAAAUCUAACAAUAUUGAUGGCCAGGAAUUGUUGAAUCUUACUAAAGAAAACCUUGAGAAUGAUCUGAAAGUUGGGUCACUUGGCCUGCGUAACAAAGUACUGCGAAAAAUUGAAGAGCUAAAAGCCAAACUUGAAUCCAUUUGUAUUGGUGUACCAGAUGAAUUCCUCUGCCCAAUAUCCAGGGAAAUAAUGACUGAUCCAGUGAUUGCUUCAGAUGGCUAUUCGUACGAAAGAGAAGCAAUUGAGAGCUGGAUUAAUACUAAAAAACGUACAAGUCCGAUGACAAAUAAGCCAUUGGAAUCAUCUUUAAUAACACCCAACAGAACACUUAAAAUGGCCAUUGAUCGCUGGAUAGAAGCCCAGCAAGUACUACAAAUGCCAGCAAACCAAGACUGCAAUUAAAAUGUGAAAUAUUUGGACUUGUAAAGUGGUAACUCGGAUGAAAAUAAGAAAAUGCAGAAACAUGCUAAACAGGUGCUCAGAGGAGAAGAACUAGAAAAAAAAAGCAUAGCAACAGAGGCUAAACACAACAGCAAGAGGAAUGACAAAGAUGAAGUAAAAAUCCUAAAAAUUGCAAAUAGCCUUAAGUUUUGGUUUUAAGCCUAAGUCCUAGUAUGUUAUGAAGGAAAAAUCAGUAACUUGAAAUUUUCAACUUGCAAAAGGAAUGUCUAUAGGUAAGUAAGAUAGUGGAAACAAGAUAAAUCUAUAAUAUUAUUUUACAUCAAAUAGAGUAGAAUAAGAGGACAUAGGUUCAAAGCUAGUAAAAGGUACAAUAGAUGUCAGGAAAAUUACUUACACACAGAUCAAA
This is a messenger RNA of Carcharodon carcharias (great white shark), 2114 nucleotides long. It is a transcript of the gene wdsub1, whose product is annotated as WD repeat, sterile alpha motif and U-box domain containing 1. Bases 242 to 1708 code for a protein of 488 amino acids. The transcript has 12 exons. Gene Ontology annotation, biological process: protein ubiquitination. The record is from RefSeq and is a predicted model, not a curated record. Gene Ontology annotation, molecular function: ubiquitin-protein transferase activity; protein binding. Lineage: Eukaryota; Metazoa; Chordata; Chondrichthyes; Lamniformes; Lamnidae.